AUGUCUCCGGAUCACAAGCAUCAAGACCCGCCGAUCCAUCCUAACGCCCUACCUUACCCGCUCCGUCACCAUAGCGUUCCUCAAAAGCCAGUAGAAGCUAUUGUGUCGCAAGAAAUUCCGCGUAGUCGAAUUGGGCACUUCCCAGAGGUACCCGUCCAUGGAGUGAACAUGCCGCGCCAAUGGGAAACGCGACAGCAUCGGAAUUGGCAUAGUAGUGAUAGGUUCUCGGUGUCCGCAGAGCCGGUGGGGACCUGCACAUUUGCCUCUCGCACCGAAGUUGACUAUGGUGGUGCGCCGCCUCGUGGUGCGAGUAUUGAUUUUCAUGGCCAUCCUCGAAUGGACAAGAACACCGAUCUCUGCCUCAAUUUCCUCAUGGGACAUUGCCUCAAGGGAGACACGUGCUGCUUCAGACAUAUUCCUCCUACUGCAAAUUCUGGGCGGCCCGAAUAUCCACCAACGCAGUGGUCAUCUACUCAGAUGAAUAUGAUCGCAGCGAGUUCAGUUCGUCGAGAGAUGGUACACGCACCCUCAUCACAAUCUACACUCGACACUUCGGUAUCUGUGCUUACGCCCCAGAUUUAUCCAUCGACCGUUUCGACACUCGGCGUUGUUCCCUCUCUCAAUCCAGACGCCAGUCUUUUGCAGCGCGUGCCCAGUUGUACAGCCGUGUCUCCGCCGCCACUGCCCAUCGCUCCAAAGUCGAGACCCUGCCUCGAGGAUACUACUUUACCGCAACCAGUUACCAGUCGCGCGGCUAUGUCUCCACCACCAUCACCCGUUGUUUCAACGUCAAUCUCUUGCCUCAAAGAUACCACUUUAGUACAGCUAGUGCCUAGUCGCACAGCUAUAUCCCCGCCACUCAUGACUUCCGUGCCCGUCCCUCCUUCCGCAGAGAGCAAGUCACCGCAACGAGUACCCAGCCGCACAGAUAUUCCUCCGCCGAUAAUAUCGACGCCGAUCCUUCCCGCGCAUCCUUCAGGAGAGUCAAAUUCCCCUAAGCCAGUGCCUAGUCGCUCAAAUCCGACUACUUCAUCCACGAAUUUCACGUCAACUCAUUCCGUAUGUUCACCGGAAAAGAGUACCUCGAAAAGAGUGCCUAAUCGCUCAGCUGCAACUUCCCCAUCAACUAAUUCGACGCCGGCUCUCCCCGUAUCUUCAGUAGAGAAGAGUCCUCGAGAGCGAAGUCCCCGUCCCGCUGGCAUGUCAUCACCGGCUGAGUCGACGCCUGUUCUAUCGGUGCGCUCUGCAAAAGAAAUUCAAUCCCGACAAACGCGCAAAGGAACAACCAGAAUGCGUUUGCCAGAUGAUUUGACGCCACAAUCACGCGUGCACUCUACGGAAGGCCGCGCUUCCCAUCAAAGUGACCUUAGCUGCACAACCAAGGUCCCCUCAAUCCCACCCGCGCUAUCAGCAGCAGAUGCUUCGCCAAUUCGUGUGGAACAGCAAUUAGAGUCAGCGCAACUCAACUUGUGCCUACAGAGCGACAAGCCUGCUCAUGUCAUCAAGCAAGAAGUUUGCAAAAAAUAUCUUAGGGGGUGGUGUAGGCAUGGUGAACGCUGCUCUCGCCAACAUCCUCCACGGACGAAGACGAUCAAAACCAAUGCUAGUUCCAUCGCUGACUCGUCUUUCCAAUCAGUAACACCUGGCGCUGCACCUGCCUCGCAACCAGUGGCACUUCUUGCAGCCAACGAAAAAGUUAAGUCAUUGAGCCCUAAUGAUUCUCCAUUGGGUACAGAUAGCCAGUCCUCCUCAAAUUCCCAGGCCGCAGAGCUUAAAGAGGACGAGCAGAACGGGAUUGAAAGGUCGUUGAGCAAUCUAUUCGAUGUAAUUAUGCAACAGGAAGACUCAAACAUGUUUGUUGUGCGCAUCCCUAGAUCGUCCAAAGGGCACAGUCAGAGUAAAAAGAAGCGGAAUAAACCAAAGAAGCCGGAUGUCGACGAUAGUUCUCCCGCGAAGACCAAUACAAGUGUUGCCGUAAAACCCGACGUUAGCACUGGGCAGGGCCCUAGUCUGCCUCAGGCUGGACUACCCAGUGUCAGCAUACCGAACUCCAAACGUCCAUCUCGGCCGGCCACCAUUCGCACGAGUCCCGUGGGUUCACGGCAGUCACAAAACAAACAGCGAGCCUCUCGUACGACAGAUGAUUCCCUGUCCGACGAGACGGAGCCGGCUUCUUCCCCGUGCACCCCCCGCGCAAAUCUAUUGUCCUCGGACUCAUCCUUCGACAUGCCGGCCACGCCAGUAGACCAGCCGCCACCAAUCUGCCGGGACUACAAACGUGGUUACUGUCAUUAUCGGCACUGCAAAUACUUGCACGAGGAAGACGCUGCCAAACAUUCCAAAGCUGAAAGUCGCGCUAUUAAGAUGGUGGAUGCGAAGACCAAUCCAGGGCAACCUACUGUCGAGAAUCGCGAUACGUCGGGUACAUUAGCAUCUAAACAAUCUGUAUGUUCUUCGGCAACUUCAGGUGACGCACCUCGCGGUAUCCGCGACAGAUACGAACAUGUCCGCUCACGAACUGUAUCUGUCGGCGAAGACCUGACGACCGAUGCUCCUCUGGUUCCUCCAGGGCUUGGUCUAGAAGCCAAGAUGCUUGAAGGGGACAUGCCAACAUUGCACAAAACCCCUCCAGAGACCAUAACAUUAAGAGUACUCGAUGCGACGAAAGUGACAUUCGGAUCCGGUCUGGAGGUUAAAGAUGUCGUCACAGGCUUUGAGACCCGUCAAAUCAUCCUCAAAAACCUUCCCAGCGGCGUGACCUCGUCAGACGUCACUACCGUUUUGCAGUCUUUCGGUGAGGUUGUCACUGUCACGUUUCCAGAGUCCAAUCACAAGAAAGAUGCAAUAAAAAUUGCCCGUGUCACCUUCGCCAAGCAUGACGAUGCAUCAAACGCUGCCUACGCUCUUGAUGGCAGCUGUCUUUUUGAUUCGACGAUUAGUGCUAAACUAGUAACUUCAGCAUCGUCAUUGGUUGGGAAAGGCUCUCUCGAAGAUGGGACUGUUCUUCUUGAAUUUCCAUCGCCGCACAGGACCGGUUACGCAGGUUAUGCAACCAUGGAAUUAGCGGAACAGGCACUCGCAAGAGCAAAUAGCACCGAAUUACGAGGUAGCUGGGUAACUGCAGCAUAUUAUGAAGGAUUACCAAACGUGGGUUCCUUCAACGUGCGAUUCCAAGGACUGCCUGCAGACGCCCAGACAAAGGAUAUCGAGCGGUAUGGAGAAAGCGAAGGCAUCAUGCUGGAGCGGGCGACCUAUCAAAAUCUCCCAGCCGCGUGUCGCCAUCUUCGCGAGGUCAUGACAAAUUACGGGGAGUUGGUCGCCUUCAACGUCUUGCCGCCUCCAUAUAAGAAGCGGACCGUACGCGUCUGGGCCCAUUUCACCUCCUCAGCUGUCGCUGACAGAGUUAGUGCCGCUCUCAAUAACCGACGUCAGCGGUUUUGCGGCGACGGCAAGCUAUACGCGACCCACAUCAGGACACUCCUAUAUUCGCUCCCUGUCGACGUUUAUGACUCUCUGAGAAGCGACAUUCGUGAUUUCAGCUUUUAUAUUUGCCAGAGGGAAAAUGGCAGUAGCAUUUCGGUUGUUGAUCGACGGACGCCUACAUCACCCUCACUACCCGUGAAAAUCAAACUUGCUUCCCCCCGAAUGCAGACGUUGACUAAACUCAAGUCGUCUUUCGAGCGUAUCCUUCGCGGAGAGAAGGUGACCGACAACGGAGAAGUUGUCUGGGAUGGUUUCUUUAGCAGACGUGGCGGCAUAUUGUACCUGGAGGACUUGGAGAAGACACAUCCGGGCAUCAUGAUCAAUAGAGAUAUCCGCAGGCGAAUGCUUGCGUUAUUCGGCCCUGCGGAUAAACGUAAAAUCGUCCGUUCUGCCAUCUUGGCUAGGGUUGCAGCAUUACGAGCUCAAAGAACGCACUCCAUCCCGUUGGUCGGACGACUGAUCGGCCUUUUCGUGAGCAAAGAUCUGGCCAUCCUACAAAAGCAGCUCGGUAGCGAAAACGUCGGCUUCGACCUGAUCAAUCGUGUUCUCGUCAUUCGUGGCGAUGAAGAAGCCUACAAAGUUGCCCAACUAGCGAUCGCCGGCGCAAGAAAUCGGCACAGAGACGAGAGGCAGUUACGACAGAUUGAAUGUCCUGUUUGUCUCGACGAGGUGACCUCACCCGUCACUUUAGACUGUGGGCAUACCUGGUGCAAAUCAUGUCUGACGAAUUAUCUCCUCGCUGCUGUCGACAACAAAGUUUUUCCACUGACGUGUCUUGGAGGCGAAGCUUCAUGUCCUCAUCCUAUUCCGAUAAGGAUCGCUCAGGAGCUUCUUUCCACCAACGAAUUCGACUCGCUGAUCCAUGCGUCGUUCCUGGCUUACAUCAAUUCGCGACCGUCGGAAUUCCACUAUUGUCCUACUCCUGACUGCCCUCAAGUCUAUCGGAAAGGGCCCCCGAAUACAGUCCUGCAAUGUCCAUCGUGUUUGACUCGAAUCUGUCCCAAUUGCCACGUCGAAUUUCAUCAAGGGUCCUUGUGUCGUGACCGAGAAGCUGAAGACGAAAAAUUAUUCGAAGAGUGGAAGAAGAGCCAUGAUGUCAAGGAUUGUCCUGCGUGCAAGGCUCCCAUCGAACGCCUCGCCGGAUGCAACCAUAUGACGUGCAUUCGCUGCAAAACUCACAUCUGUUGGGCUUGCCUCGCUACCUUCAGCAACGGCGAAGAGGUAUACGAUCACAUGCGCAUGAUACAUGGUGGUAUAGGGCUGUGA
Molecule: messenger RNA, 4749 nt
Organism: Fibroporia radiculosa
Lineage: Eukaryota; Fungi; Basidiomycota; Agaricomycetes; Polyporales; Fibroporiaceae
Exons: 9
Coding region: 1-4749 (1582 amino acids)
Biological process (GO): positive regulation of proteasomal ubiquitin-dependent protein catabolic process; protein polyubiquitination; ubiquitin-dependent protein catabolic process
Cellular component (GO): ubiquitin ligase complex; cytoplasm
Molecular function (GO): RNA binding; ubiquitin conjugating enzyme binding; zinc ion binding
Source: RefSeq, a predicted model, not a curated record